CUGGACGAAUUUGAGAAUGAAUAUGAGCUGUACGAGAACUUCAAGGCCGAAUACAAAAAAAACUAUGAGGGCCGAGAAGACGGAAAACGGUUCAAAAUUUUCAAAGACAAUCUAUUGAAAGCAAAAAUGUAUCAACGGCUGGAAAGGGGGACCGCCACUUACGGAGUGACCCAGUUUUUUGAUCUCACAGAGGAAGAAUUUCGAAGACUCUAUUUGACUUACAAGUCACCCAAUGGACAUAAGCCGAUCAGUCGAAUCCACGUUCAAAAGGUUGGACAACUGCCUAGUUAUUUCGAUUGGCGGGAAUAUGGUGCGGUUGGACCUGUAAUGAACCAAGGACAAUGUGGAUCCUGUUGGGCGUUUUCCGCGGUUCAAAACAUCGAAGGGCAGUGGUUUAUGAAGAUUCAUAGGCUUCUGUCUCUAAGCCUUUUAGCUGGUACUUUGCUAUGCAUCCUUUUACAGGAAGUAGUCGAUUGUGACCACGCCGAUCACGGCUGCUCUGGCGGCUUCCCAAUACAUGCCUUUGAGUGUGUACAACGCUUGGGAGGCUUGGAGCUCGCUGUGCAGUACCCGUAUGUUGGGUACAGGCAAUACUGUCAGGCGGAUCCCCGAUAUUUCAUUGCCUACAUUAAUGGGUCUGUGGUCCUGCCCAAGGAUUCGGAGCAGAUUGCAAAUUUUCUGGCUAGAUUUGGACCCCUGAGUGUCGUAUUGGACGCUCGUCUUCUUCAAUACUAUCAAUCGGGUAUCCUUAAUCCAUCAGCAGAAUAUUGCGAUCCAGAGGAACUGAAUCAUGCUGUCUUGUCCGUGGGAUUUGGUACAGAUCAAGGGAUUCCAUACUGGAUUAUCAAGAACAGUUGGGGUGAACAGUGGGGUGAGCAGGUGAGCAUAAACUUCUUUGUGUGCUUUUAUCCCUUUUCAGGAAUUUUUGCCUAUUCAGCUCAUAAACCAAUACUCUGGGCUUAG
This is a messenger RNA of Opisthorchis viverrini, 963 nucleotides long. RefSeq lists its product as hypothetical. Gene Ontology annotation, molecular function: cysteine-type endopeptidase activity. Gene Ontology annotation, cellular component: lysosome. The annotation marks the transcript as partial. The transcript is spliced from 5 exons. The record is from RefSeq and is a predicted model, not a curated record. Lineage: Eukaryota; Metazoa; Platyhelminthes; Trematoda; Opisthorchiida; Opisthorchiidae.